Molecule: messenger RNA, 2263 nt
Organism: Linum trigynum
Lineage: Eukaryota; Viridiplantae; Streptophyta; Magnoliopsida; Malpighiales; Linaceae
Source: the annotation of a GenBank genome assembly
CUAUCGAAUAACAGAACCAACUUGCCUCUUAUCUUCUUCUUCCUCUCCUCUGUUCGUUCUUCCUUCUCCCUAUCAUUCUGCUUCCAAUCUUUCCCUCUUCUUCUCUAAAUCUCACUUUCUUCUUCUCUAAUUCAAUCUCAAUCGCCGGGACAGAUCCAGGAUCAUUACAAAUUGGUAUCAGAGCCUCUUCUCGGCACUGACGACGGGUAUGUUUUCCAUGGAAGAACGGUUCGUCGGUGGGGUUCCUCGGCAAACGAAUUGGGCGGAUUGUGACGCUCGAAUGGAGGAGCUAAGCCGCCAGAACAAAACAAUCUUGGCGCACUUGACAGCAUUCUGCCACCGGAGUGAGGCUGCAGAGCAGCGACGAACGAGAGUUGAUGUCCACCUACAGCGCGUUCCACCUGUUCGACAAAUUGCUGAGCCGGAAUUUGCCUCAGGUAUUCCUCUCUUCUAUGGUAAUAAUUCACGGGAAUGGGUAAGGAAGUGUGCAAGGGUGUUCGCGAAGUAUGGCAUUCCGGAGGAACAUCGAGUUAUGAUGGCGGCAAGUUACUUUGACCACCGUCCAGCGAUAUGGUUUGAGGGGUUGAAAUCUUGCCGUAAGGAGCUGGUUUGGGGAGAGUUUGCAAUUUCCCUGUGUAGUAGGUUUAGUGAUUGGGAGUCAGGUGGAAUUGUGGGUGAGUUCAAGAGGUUGCGACAAAGGGGAUCUUUAAUUGAAUAUCAUGAAAACUUUGAGGACUUGAAGUCGCAUAUGUUACGAUAUAACCCAGCAUUAACAGAAGAGUUUUUCAUCUCCAGUUUCAUCAGUGGGUUGCAGGAGGAAUUGAGACCCAUAGUUAAAAUGUUGCAGCCCCAAACAUUAGCUCAAGCUUAUCAUCAAGCUCAAUUCGAAAUGUGUUUGAGGAGUCUCGAUGGAGAUGUAUCGACUGCCCUUAUUCUGGUCUUAGAAGAGAAUGCUGAGAAUGCUAUCUUAGUUGUGGCAACGGGAAGUAGUAGUACAUUUAGUGGGAAGAUCAUCUGUGCUGGUGCGGUGAAGCAUAUCAAUACCAACUUAAUGGCUGCGACAGCCAAUGGCAAUGACUUUGAAGAGAAUGGUAGCGAGCAUAAUGAGUUGUUGGAUCUCAGUGAAGAAGGUCUAUGUCUCGCUGAAAGCUUAAGUAAUGAAGCAGAUGUUGAUGAGGAUGAGGACAGACAGGGAAAAUAUUCUGAAUCUGAUAAAGAAGCCAAACCAUUUUCUCUUCCGAGUGUGAUGGGUGUAGAGAGAAAUAUAUCGAUUCACCCUGUUUCAGCCCAAGAGAGGAAUACUGCGAACGGUGACUUAGUUGUUGAUACUAGAAUUAUUACGACCAGCAGCGAGGGCACUUUACUGCAAGUCAAAGCAGGGUUAGGAGAGUCUUCUUGCAUUCCAUCAACAGUUUCUCUUCCUACUGCUGGUCAGCCCGAGCACCACUGUGAUCUUGAGAAUGGUUUGGAACUGGACACCAAGGAAGGAACAAUAGUAACUGAGUUUGCUGGGCUGGAUAAAAUUGUUAUUGAUGAUGCUGAGUAUAAUAAAAGGAAGAUGGUUAAGAUCAUAGUUAACCAUGAGCUGCAACUUCAGCUGGACUUUCCAGUACAUGUAGAUCUCAACACCGAUUCGGUGCAGCCAUCCCUAAAGCAAUGCAAACUGCGAGAGCUAGUGUACGAGCAGUCAGUGAAGCCAACACAGUAUGUUAGGACCUCUUUUCCUACUCCGGCCAUGGUUAUUUCGAGUGAAAUGAUUGGUAUUAUUGAACCUCAGGCUGUUGAUGUGGUGGAGGAUUCAGCCUUGAGUGGUGUUCCACCUAGAGUGGUGAAGAGUCGGUUGUGUUUUCAGCAACACCAAUUAGUUCAUGGAAUCAUAAUGGGAUUUUGGUUACUGGUGAAGGAGAUUGUGUUUUACCAAAAGUUCAAUGGUAUUGGUGGCCUAGAGUGAAACUGGAAAGAAGGGUUGUUUGCUUCAACUUCAAGGAACCAUACAAGGAUGAUUUGGCAAGGGAAGUUGGAGGAAGGAAGAUACCCACAGUAGGGGUGGGCUGACCCAACAUGUCUUCAACUCCAAGUCUCAAGCCUUUAGAAGCAUACUGCUGCUACCUGCAAGUGCCCUGUUGCUGCAACUCAUUUUGUUUUGUUUUCCUUACCUUGUUUAGCUCAUUUCCUUGUUAUUUUAGUGCUGGAUUUGGUUUUCAGACUUGAGGACAAGUCUGUCCUCAAGAGGUCGGGAUUGUAAUGAAUGAGGGUUUAGUUG